UAGGGAGCUCCCCCUCCCCAUCCUGUCCCAGUAAAGGCAGCUUUGCCCAGUGGGGGUAUUUCCAGCUUUGUGGCUUUCACUUCCACUUCGACCAGGUGGGCGGAGUGGCUUCUUGUGGACGAAUCAGAUUCCUCCUCAGCCCCAACUUCAAGAGGUGAGCCAGGGGUUCAGCGUCCCAGACACGCAGGCGGCGGCGGCAGCGGCAGCAGCAGCAGGAGGCGUGGGGAAGGUCAGAAGCCAGAGCCAUGGAAGACCAGCGCGACCUCAUCUCCAACCAUGAGCAGGUGCCCAUCUUGGGCCAGCGCCCUGGAGCCCCGGAGAGCAAGUGCAGCCGCGGAGCCCUAUACACAGGAUUUUCUGUCCUGGUGGCUCUGCUCCUGGCUGGCCAGGCCACCACCGCCUACUUCCUGUACCAGCAGCAGGGCCGGCUGGACAAGCUGACGGUCACCGCACAGAACCUGCAGCUGGAGAACCUGCGCAUGAAGCUGCCCAAGUCUGCCAAACCUUUGAGCAAGAUUCGGGUAGCCACCCCCAUGCUGAUGCAGGCGCUGCCCAUGGAAGGCCUGGGGCCCAUGCAGAAUGCCACCAAGUACGGCAACAUGACUCAGGACCACGUGAUGCACCUGCUCCUGAAGGCUGACCCCCUGAAGGUGUACCCGCAGCUGAAAGGGAGCUUCCCAGAGAACCUGAAACACCUCAAGAACACCAUGGAGGGCCUGGACUGGAAGGUCUUUGAGAACUGGAUGCAUCAGUGGCUCUUGUUUGAAAUGAGCAAGAACUCACUGGAGGAGAAGCCCACUCAUGCUCCAACAAAAGUACUGACCAAGUGCCAGGAAGAGGUCAGCCACAUCCCUGCCAUCCACCCAGGCGUGUUCAAGCCCCAGUGCGACGAGAACGGCAACUAUAUGCCGCUCCAGUGCUAUGGGAGUACCGGCUACUGCUGGUGCGUCUUCCCCAACGGCACCGAGGUCCCCCACACCAGGAGCCGCGGGCACCAUAACUGCAGUGAGCCACUGGAAAGUGAGGAUCUGUCGUCUGGGCUGGGCAUUACCAAGCAGGAUCUGACCCCAGGUAAGGGCCCCUGCAGGGGGCACUGGUCCUCAGCAGCUUAUUCCCAGAGGGGCUGACUCCCUUGUGGGUGG
Messenger RNA from Ceratotherium simum simum (southern white rhinoceros), 1142 nucleotides. RefSeq names its product CD74 molecule (gene CD74). Gene Ontology annotation, biological process: positive regulation of peptidyl-tyrosine phosphorylation; positive regulation of cytokine-mediated signaling pathway; T cell activation involved in immune response. The record is from RefSeq and is a predicted model, not a curated record. Gene Ontology annotation, cellular component: cytoplasm; membrane; cell surface. NCBI's taxonomy places the organism in Eukaryota, Metazoa, Chordata, Mammalia, Perissodactyla, Rhinocerotidae. Gene Ontology annotation, molecular function: cytokine receptor activity; macrophage migration inhibitory factor binding; MHC class II protein binding.